This is a messenger RNA of Ailuropoda melanoleuca (giant panda), 9573 nucleotides long. RefSeq names its product SEC14 and spectrin domain containing 1 (gene SESTD1). Gene Ontology annotation, molecular function: phosphatidylinositol-5-phosphate binding; phosphatidylinositol-4,5-bisphosphate binding; phosphatidylinositol-4-phosphate binding. Lineage: Eukaryota; Metazoa; Chordata; Mammalia; Carnivora; Ursidae. The transcript is spliced from 18 exons. Bases 213 to 2303 code for a protein of 696 amino acids. The record is from RefSeq and is a predicted model, not a curated record.
GUGCAUGUGAGCAGUGGUAGAAGCGGAGAGAGAGGGAUAAGCAGACUCCACACUCAACGUGGAUGGAUCCUGAUGCGGUGCUCAGUCCCACUACCCUGAGGUCAUGACCUGAACUGAAAUCAGGAGUCAGAUGCUCAACCCACUGAACCACCCAGGCGCCGCAUGAUCAUAGGACUCUUGAGAGAAGAAGUGAGGAAGUUUGCUGGAGUAAAAUGGAGGCCUCAGUAAUAUUACCCAUUCUGAAGAAAAAACUUGCAUUCCUUUCAGGAGGAAAGGACAGACGGAGUGGCCUCAUUCUGACAAUUCCAUUAUGCCUGGAACAAACAAAUAUGGAUGAGCUGAGUGUUACCUUAGACUAUCUACUCAGCAUUCCAAGUGAAAAGUGUAAGGCUAGAGGAUUUACCGUGAUUGUGGAUGGCAGAAAAUCACAGUGGAAUGUGGUGAAAACAGUAGUCUUAAUGCUACAGAACGUUGUUCCAGCUGAGGUGUCCCUUGUUUGUGUAGUGAAGCCUGAUGAAUUCUGGGAUAAGAAAGUAACACAUUUUUGUUUUUGGAAAGAAAAGGAUAGACUUGGCUUUGAGGUUAUUUUAGUGUCUGCCAAUAAAUUGACUCGUUACAUAGAACCAUGCCAGUUAACAGAAGAUUUUGGUGGGAGUCUCACCUACGAUCACAUGGACUGGUUAAAUAAGAGACUGGUUUUUGAGAAGUUUACAAAGGAAUCUACAUCCUUACUAGAUGAACUUGCUUUGAUUAACAAUGGAAGUGAUAAAGGAAAUCAGCAAGAGAAAGAAAGGUCUGUGGAUUUAAACUUUCUUCCAUCAGUUGAUCCUGAAACAGUUCUUCAGACAGGGCAUGAAUUGUUGUCCGAAUUACAGCAGCGUCGAUUUAAUGGCUCAGAUGGAGGGGUCUCAUGGUCUCCUAUGGAUGAUGAACUGCUGGCCCAGCCACAGGUUAUGAAAUUAUUAGAUUCACUGAGAGAACAGUAUACUCGCUACCAGGAAGUUUGUAGGCUACGUAGUAAGCGUACACAGUUAGAGGAGAUUCAGCAGAAGGUGAUGCAGGUUGUGAACUGGCUUGAAGGGCCUGGAUCAGAACAACUACGAGCCCAGUGGGGGAUUGGAGAUUCCAUCCGGGCCUCCCAGGCCCUGCAACAGAAGCACGAAGAGAUUGAGAGCCAGCACAGUGAAUGGUUUGCGGUGUAUGUGGAACUUAAUCAGCAAAUCGCAGCACUCUUAAAUGCUGGGGAUGAGGAAGAUCUUGUGGAACUGAAGUCACUGCAGCAACAACUUAGUGAUGUUUGCUAUCGACAGGCCAGUCAGCUGGAAUUUAGGCAAAAUCUCUUACAAGCAGCUCUUGAAUUUCAUGGUGUUGCCCAAGAUUUGUCUCAGCAGUUGGAUGGCUUAUUAGGGAUGUUGUGCGUAGAUGUAGCACCAGCUGAUGGAGCAUCGAUUCAGCAGACUUUAAAACUGCUUGAAGAGAAGCUGAAAAGUGUUGAUGUAGGAUUACAAGGUUUGCGUGAAAAAGGUCAAGGUCUUCUGGAUCAGAUCUCCAAUCAAGCAUCCUGGGCCUAUGGAAAGGAUGUAACCAUUGAAAAUAAAGAAAAUGUGGACCACAUACAAGGAGUGAUGGAAGAUAUGCAGCUUAGGAAACAAAGAUGUGAAGACAUGGUAGAUGUGCGAAGGUUAAAGAUGCUUCAGAUGGUGCAGUUGUUUAAAUGUGAAGAAGAUGCUGCCCAGGCAGUAGAAUGGCUAAGUGAACUUCUGGAUGCCCUGCUUAAGACCCACAUCAGAUUGGGUGAUGAUGCUCAGGAAACGAAAGUUUUACUGGAAAAGCAUAGAAAAUUUGUUGAUGUUGCACAGAGCACUUAUGACUAUGGAAGACAGUUGCUACAGGCCACAGUUGUGUUGUGUCAAUCUCUGCGCUGCACAUCUCGGUCAUCUGGAGACACACUUCCUCGACUGAACAGAGUAUGGAAGCAAUUUACAAUAGCGUCUGAAGAGAGAGUGCAUAGGCUGGAAAUGGCUAUUGCAUUUCACUCAAAUGCCGAAAAGAUUUUGCAAGACUGUCCAGAAGAGCCUGAAGCUAUUAAUGAUGAGGAGCAAUUUGAUGAAAUUGAAGCAGUUGGGAAAUCACUUUUGGAUAGAUUAACUGUUCCUGUAGUUUAUCCUGAUGGAACUGAACAAUAUUUUGGGAGUCCAAGUGACAUGGCUUCCACUGCAGAACACAUCAGAGACAGGAUGAAACUGGUUAGUCUCAAAAGGCAGCAGCUGAGACAUCCUGAAAUGAUGACCACAGAGAGCUAAUAGCUACCAGCUUCCCACAAAUCUGCAGUUCAUAAUCCCGCAUGUCGUUGGCAUACUACAGCAUUAGCCGCAAUACAUUAAGAUACAUUUCACAGCCAGGAUAAGCCUCAUUUCUUUCCAUUUUACAUUUCUUUCUACAUGUUAACACCUUGCAACUACCAAGGCAUCAUUAUUUAACUUGCUUUGAGACCAUAAACUCCAAGUAUCUUAAAAGAAGGAACUGUAAACAUUGCACUGAAGACUUGCUUUAAAGCUUUACCUGACCUGUCAAUUUGUAGAUGAACAACUGAUAAUAAGCUUUGAAUGGUGCUAAUAAGAGUUUAGGAAUUCUCUAUAUAAAAAAUGGUUGACCUCCCUCCCCAGGUAAUGUAGUAAAUUUAGACUAUAGUUAAAUUGUUAUUAGUAGACAGUGGUGUACUCAAAAAUUUUACUUUGUAAUUCUUCAAAAUUGAUUAUUUUUAUUGUGUCAGUAUAAAGAAAACCUUCAGAUCUUUGAUAUAUCAUAUUCAUUAAAAGACAUUUUCCUAUUUGUAUUGAUAAUGUAUUAAAAGUUGUUUGUGCUUAAUAAAAGGCUUCUUUUAAACAUCUUAUUUAAUUUGGUGGUUAUAUCCUGUUUCCAAACAUGAGUGCCUUAUUUCAAAGGGCAUUCUUAGGAUUGUGAGGAUGGUUUAAUAUUUGUUUUUUCAUGUUGGUAGCAUGUAUUUUAGCCAGGAAAUUCAUAUGUAAGCAUGUAAAUAUAAUAAAUAAGCAUGUUUAAUUAUGAAAAAUAAUUGUGAAGAGCAAUUUAGAUCUUAAAGAACUUAAAAAUAAUGGAAUACUAGUUCUAAUUGUUCUCUUCUUCAGGUUGAAAAAUAUCCAAAUUAUUAACUACCCUGAAGAUACUUUGUCUUUGGAGAGGAGGGUUGGGAAAGAAGGCAUACUUAAUUACUAAGUGUAAUCCUUUAUAUCAGAGGAAUCUUUCUGGAAUGAAAAUAGCAAUUGUUAAUAAAAUUUAAUUUCUUAUGAUAGACUAGAAACAAAAUUCUGAAGCAGUCUAAUAACAAAAAUUAUUCAACUCUUUUAGAAGUAAAAUUUAUAAAAUGUUAGUGCUUUUAAGUUUAUGUUAAGUUUAAAUGGUAAAAUACAUAUUUUUUGUGUUUUUAUUUCAGAAAAUUUUUUGAAAAAGAUUAGAAAUAAUUUUUUAGUCUGUGAUCAAUACAAAAUUAUGCAAAGAAUUGUAUGCCGGUUCCUUUUUCAUGUCCACAAAAAUGUUCAUGUAUCCUCCAAUGCAAAAAACUUCCCCUGAACCUGCUGGUUUCUCCAGCCUUCUUCCCUGCCAGACCUCUUGGAGAAAUCCAUAUCCAUUCCCCCUGCAUCCUCAUUGCUCACUGUUCAACGCCUUGCAGUCUGGUUUUACGCAGCACUUCAGUGAAACUGUUUUCAGUGGGCUCUCAAUUCCUGAAUUGAAUGAUUGUUUCUUUCGGUCUGCAUUCCUUAUCCUUCUCUGUGUCUGCAACAUUUACACCAUUGAGCAACCUUUCCUGGGUGGUGUCGCGUCCCUUAAAGAUGUCAUCCUCUGCCAUAACUGUGAGUGCAGUCACAUAACUCUUAAAGUGUAUCUACUAAAAUGCACUCUCAGAUUCUGUCUUCAGAAUGGUUCUGGAGGGAUCUCAUCCUUGGGGUUUCUGUUUUAUCCCACUGUUUUGUGUUCCAUAUCUGGUCCAAAAUUUCAGACCCAUACUUUCAACUACCUAUUUGACAUUUCAGCCUAGAUGAAGUCAUCCUAUUCACUUUUAUUCUCUCUGAGCAAUUUUGGUUAAUUUUUUUCUAGUCAAACAUGCCAGAAAAUCUGGGGGCAACACCUGAUUGCUCCCUUUUUUCUUAUGCUGCCACUGCUGAGAACAUUCUGGAAAUUCUAUAUUUGAUAUCCUCUCAGUCUUUUAGGACUUAACUUUUGAGUAUGAACUUUUGUGAUUCUUCAUUUCAGUCUUCAUAAUGGUGCUAACCACAUGCUGCAUUUGUUUAUUUUGAUGUCUGUGCCUGCUAUGUUAUAAUCUCUGUUGAGGGAAAGGAUCCUGUAGGACUCUCCUGUUUCCAGCCUUUUGCUCAUAUGUAAUAGUUGCUCACUUCCUCUGUAUGUGAUUGGUCAUAGGCAUUAGUAAUAAUCCCCCCUGUAUUGUAGUCUGAAGUGUGUUUUAAACAUAUUUCCUGAAAUUAUGACUGGUUUAUGAAUUAAUCUACUCAUAAGGAAGUCAUUUGGUAUUUUAGAUACUUAAAUAUUAGGUAAUAUAGGAAUGUAGUUACACUCAAUAUCCUGAAUUUCAGAGUACUAAGAAAGUUUUUGUUAAGACUUUGCUAGAAAGGAACUGAGCUGUAAGUAACGGGACUCUUAGUUUUAUCAUCAACUCAACUACUUUACUGUCCAGUGAGUUAAUUUUUAAUAUGCCUUAAGCUAUCCAGCCUACAGCAAGAGCAAAAUAAGGCAUCAUCUAGAAAUGUUAUUUGUAAUUUGAGGAUUUUAGAUGAAACUGAAUAUGCUUUUGACAUAAUAUUGUUGCUCUUCAUUUGUAGCUUUGCUGCUCCUUUCUGUAUGUAUAUCUGUAUGUAUACAUACAGUGAUGAUUGAAAAAGCCAACAAUGCCCUAAUGUGGUUUUUUCAUAGCAUUAUAGUUUACUUAGAAUACAUGUGAAGGAAGCAACUGCAGUCUGUUUGAAAGCAUGAGUUCUUUGUACAUCAUGAAUUAAUGUUGGCCCACAAAUAGAGAAAGGACCAUCAUUUCUAUGUGCCAUUAUUGGUAUAUGCCACAACUUUCCACAUUACUUUAGCUUAUCUCAGGGAAUUCUUGAAGUGUUAAUUGGGCUAGUUUUGUUUUGUUUCUUAUUUGUUCGUUUCGGUUUGGGGGAUUUUUUUUCUCUUGCUUUAUUACUGUAUAUUUGCUCCUCUGUAAACUCAGUUUAUAACAGUUUUAUCAUCUGUUCUUCACACGUCUGGCCCAGCAGAGUUAAGAUGCAAAGGUGGUAACUUUAUUUCAGAUAAAAUUAACUUCAUUCCCAGUCCUCAUUGUUGGCGACCUUAUUCUGCUAAGGUGACUCAUUGAUGAUGGUGAUGAAACUGCUCAGCCUGCCAGCCAGGAUGUUGAUGGCAGGUCUAGGCUUCAUUACUGUGUAGAAGAUUGGAUACUACUCUCAUUUUGUAGGCAUUUAAAUUGGCCAGUGCUCCUGAGUGUUAACUAGUAUUGAUGUGUUGUUUCAUUACCCUGUCAGUUGAAAUAUGGGGUGUGCUGUUUACUUUGUUGUUAUUGUUGGUGGCAUACUCUUUAAGGUGAACAUGACUAUUACAUUUCUGAUAGUGCUGAGCAAGCCAUACUCUCUGUUGUAAACCUGCUGUAACCAACAGCAUCAUUGUGAGAUUAGCUGAACGUAACUCACUGUAUAGUCUACAGUCAGAGAAAGAACUCAGAAUUCUCUACAACAUUGUAAGUUCCCUGCCAGAGAAAUUGGAUAUUGCUGUGUCCUCUUCCCAUCCUCACAGGACCAUAGUAAAACGCUGUGGUUCGUAAGAACUAAACAUGCUUUAGUUGCUAAAGUCCUCCACACCUUGAGCUUAUUGAAAAUGGUAUGCAAAACUAACAUCAGUAAAUAUCAUCAGUGACAAGAGUUACAUGGUUGAGCUAUCAUUGGUUAAACCCCCAAAGGAAAAAUUCCCUAAAAUUAAGAAGAUAGCCUAGAGCAUACCUGACCAGUUCAUCUAAUUAGCAAACCUACAUUGUUAACUUUCAGUUCUGAAAAUAAAAACCUUCAGUUGGAAGUGGAAAAUAUACUGGUAUGAAGGGCAACAAAUACCUUGAUGAGGCAAAAUUAAGUAUUGAUUUAACAUCUGACGUUAUGUAGCUUCAGUGUGUGCCAUGGAAAUGUCUAGGUUUAGCUAAGAAGCAUAAAUAAUGGCAAGCAUAGUAAAGAUCAUAAAAAAGCCUAAGUAAGAACUGUAGUAAAUAUAUGGAAAGAGUUUGGAGUUUGAAUCUCUGACUCAAAAUCUGGCUUUUCCAUUUACUGACAUUUGUAAAAAUUACUAAACUACUCUGGGUCUGUAAAUACAAUCAUAUUUAAAAAUGUGUUGAAAACUACAAUGUUAUCCAACGUGGAAGGAAUUAUUAUUAUAAUUAUCUUUUCAAAAUAAAAAAAUAGCAUUCUUUAAUGUCACUCUUGUCUCAGAUGAUGAGCAUGGGGUCAUGGGGAAAUGGCACUGUGCUCACCUCUCUGAGUUCCAUUUCCCUUACAUUCAGAAUUACAUACUGAAAAUACUAAGGGUGGAGUCGGUGAGCUCAUCAGUAAACAACAAGACUUAUAAAUCUGACAGAUUAACUCUUUUAUGGCAGGAUGAUAGACCAGCGAGAUGGAAGACAAGUGAGGAGUAUUAUCUACUUUGAGGGUGACAGGAUAUGACACAGUGCCAUUAAUAAAUAAGUAAAAUUCCUAUUCAGAAUGGAUCUCAGAGAGUCAGCACCAGCCGGUGAAAACAACAAAAGCACAAAACUGUUUAAAGUAUCCUAAUAAUGAGGUAACAAGCAUGAGUUGAAACCAUCAUUAGUACUAUUAUGGUUAGAGAAGAGCAGUCUUGGUAUCAGCUUGAGCAGUGACGAUAACAAAGACUGGCCCUGUAAUAGACUGCUAGAACUAGGGCUGCUCCGUGAAAUAGCAUAAAUACUGGGGAAUGUUUGAAGACUGAAAAACGUUCAUAGAUAUGAUCCUAAAUAACAUGACUACAGUAUUUUAAAGCAAACUUGAAAACUUGACAUUAGUCCAUGUGCUUCAAGAAAAGCAGAGCCUGUACUAGAACAUGAAGCACUUACAGAUCAAAGGGAAGCCAGAACUGUGAGUAAAUAUUUUGAAAGCAAUGAGUAAAGUUUUUAGACUCAAGAUUAUUUUUGUUAGAGAAUCCUUAUGAGGCGCUGUAUAUAUAUAUAUACAUAUAUAUAUAUAUAAUCACUAUAUAGUUAUAUAGAAAUUCUUAGCAAAUAACUGAAGAUAGUUACCAGCCACAAAAUAAUAAGCACAGUGUUGUUAAUGGAUUUUAAGUCGGGCAUGUGGAAAACUGCUUCUGACAAAAGGCUAUUGAAGUCUGAAGCCAGUCUUAGUGAAUCUCAAGGAGUCACCUUAGAAGUAUUUACAAGUUACGUGCCAUCACUUUAGGGAACCCCCAAAUGAGUCCCUCCUUGGAGAGACAGAGGAUAAUUCAGAUGUCCUUCCACUCAGAACAAGGGGCCUGUGCAGUAUGAUCAAACCUCACAUCGUGUUUUGGGUCUGCAUGUCUUUUUUAAUUAUAGUUGCCGUAGUUCUUUUGUAGUUUAGAAGUCAGGUAAAAAUGUCUUUGCUUAACUUUUCUGUUAAGAAUGUUUCUUCAUCUUACUCUUACAUUAGUCUACACACCAACAAAUUUGUUGAGAAUGUGUGAUCUAUAUGUGUAUUUUUUAAAAGUGUGAGGGGAUCAAAAUGUAACUGACAGAAUAGAUUUGAGAGCUGAUUGAUCACCUCACACUCAGGAAUAUCUUUUCACAAGGUCUUAAGUUUCUGAAUUGACACUGAUAGGAAGAAUUUGAUGAUUAUCUUGCCAUGAGAUCAGUAAUGUAAUUCUCAGUGGCAUUAUUUGGUAAGUGUUGCACCCUGGAAUUUUUCUCCAAACAUUUUAUAAAAAUUUUUAAACAUAUAAAAAAGUUAAAAUUUUAUAGUGUAUCAAUUACCCGGAUGCUAGUUAGCAUUAAUUAUGCUUACAUUAUCACAUAUCUGUCCAUCCAUCAAUUCAUCAAAUUGCAGGCAUCUUCACUUUUCCUACUAAUAACUUCAUCAUACAUAUCAUUAACUAGAGCUCAGUAUGGGCUUACCACAUUUUUUAUGUGAAAUUAGCAUACAAUGAAGUGCAUAAAUCUUAAAUGUGUAUCUCUUAGUUUUGGAAAAUGCAUACAGCGCUAUCAAAAUACAAAAUGUUAUCAGAAAAUUACCCUUUGGUCCUUUCUAGUCAAUCCUUGAACCCACUCCACCCUCCCAAAGGCAACCACUGUUCUUUUGUCUACCACGAAUCAAAUUUAUCUGUUCUAGAUCUUUAUGUAAAUAUAGCCACACAGCAUGUACUCUUUCUAGAAGCCUCUUCACAUACCAUGGUUUAGAAAUAUAUCCAUGUUGUUAGGUGUUUUAGUAGUUUGUUCCUUUUUAUUGCUGAUUUGUAUUCCAUUGUAUAACUAUAUUGCAGUUUACCCGUUUUCCCAUUUAUGAAUACCUGGGCUGUUUCCACCAUUAGUAGUUAUAAAUAAAGCUGCUAUGAUUAUUCUUAAUGUAAGUCUAAUGUGAAGAUAGUCUUUUAUUUCUCUUGGGUGAAUACCUAGGAUUAGAAUUUCUGUGUCAUAGGGUAGUUUUAAAAGAAACUGCUAUACCUUUUCCUAUGUGGUUAUACUGUGUCCCGGAUUUUCACUAUAUUUUGGAUGUGUAGAAAGUUGUAAACUAUUUUUAUGAUUCAUAUUUGAAAUAUUAGAAGUGGGUUUGUGAUAGAAAUGGCAUUAUUAACGGUUGGCAGUUGGUGUUUUUUGAGGAAAAAAAUACCUGUCUGCCCAAAGCAGCUCCCCAGCGGGUUUCUAUGCCUGAAAUUUUAGCAUUAGUUUCACUUUCUUGAAGGAUUAAAGCAUUUCCCAAGCAUGGUGAUCUAUUAGCUAGAAGAAACAGCACUGGUUUAUUUUACUAACUUUUGCCACCCGUUUUCAGUAGGUGAAGUAAGACCAAUUAAGCAGAAGAUUAUUUCUGUUCAAUUGGGGUAGAAAGGAUAGUCAGAAAUGUGUACUACUAGUCUGUCCUGAGUACAGCAAUGUGAGAACCAUCUGGAUGGGAAAGCCCCCCAAUUGGUGGUCAAGGAACCAGAAAACGGGGUGGGAAGAAUUCUACCUCACAGUUGUGAUAGAGGAUAGCUAUGUUUUUUGCAGGACAUUUCAGCCUUUACAAAUCAUAUAUUCUGGGUUGUCUUUUUGUUUAGUACCACCUAGCUAUAGUUACUUCACAUUCUAGUGACUUUCUUAUUCACUGUGUUUUACCCUUCCUGCCUGUUGUAUUACAUAUAGCAGUUACUUGUAUAAGCCUGUAAAAUUAUAAUCAUAUGUAUGUUUCUAAUGCUUGUUUUCAAAGAUAUUUAUGUAUGGUUCAUCCAAUCUUUCCUAUUCAGUUUUUAAGGGCUGGGAUAUUUGGCCUCUACUGUAAAUCCCUAUAAUGUUCCACACAUUGUAAAUGCAAUAAAGAUGUUAAAAACUAUUAA